UGCCCCACUGUUACCUACAGUACCCUGCAUAUGUUACCUGUAGAAUUGGCGUUCCCAUUGUUGGUACAGGAAACGACUUUGCCUGUGCAAGUAAAUUGUACUAUUAUUUAAAAUGGCUUCCUCAUCAAUAUUUGGUGAGUGUGCCUUACCAACCACCGUCCCACCAUAUGCGCCAUUUGAUACAAGUCAGACGUGUGCGGCAGGUGCCGGGCUAUGUAACUACAACCCAUUAUUUCUACUCUUUACUGCCUCGGCUUUCCGCUGUCUAUGUCCCUCUGGUACUGUACCAGAAUAUACCACUGCUGAUGACGUGGUGUGUAGACCGGUUAUAGGAACCCAGUGUCGAUCAGAUGGUGACUGCAACUCCAGAGCAACGGAUUGCUUGGGCAUCAGUACGGGAUAUCCAAUAUAUUUUGAAGGCACCGGUUCCCAAUCACCGUUCUCUGCGGAUUUGGCAACAUUCUUGUCUCCGAUUGUCUCAUUUUUCUGUAGCUUCAACGACAGACUAGCAGUGGACACAUCCAGGGGAUACACAUGUGAGGGUGGGAGUGCUACCAGCGUAGGCGUGUGCAAUCAAACUAGCGAGCUUCAUUCAUUAUCUAAAUAUAUAUUCCAGUUCCCGGGCAGGCAAGUAUCAAUUUCGCAGGUGCAGUCCUCCCCCAGCUACUUCAGCGAGACCUGUGGAGGAGUCUCUUAUUUUUAA
Molecule: messenger RNA, 703 nt
Organism: Lingula anatina
Lineage: Eukaryota; Metazoa; Brachiopoda; Lingulata; Lingulida; Lingulidae
Source: RefSeq, a predicted model, not a curated record